Molecule: messenger RNA, 420 nt
Organism: Pyrgilauda ruficollis (rufous-necked snowfinch)
Lineage: Eukaryota; Metazoa; Chordata; Aves; Passeriformes; Passeridae
Product: cleavage and polyadenylation specificity factor subunit 1-like
Exons: 3
Coding region: 71-352 (93 amino acids)
Cellular component (GO): nucleus; mRNA cleavage and polyadenylation specificity factor complex
Molecular function (GO): nucleic acid binding
Source: RefSeq, a predicted model, not a curated record
UUGGUUGUUCCCGGGCGCUGACGGCGCCCCCGCAGCGACGCUGGACGGGGGCCUGGGGCUGCUGCUGCCCAUGCAGGAGAAAACCUACAGGAGACUGCUGAUGCUGCAGAACGCGCUCAGCUCCGCCCUGCCGCACCUGGCGGGGCUCAACCCGCGCGCCUUCAGGUUGCUGCAGUCGGAGCGGCGCCUGCUGCAGAACGCCGUGCGCAACGUGCUGGACGGGGAGCUGCUGGGCAGGUUCCUGUACCUGAGCGCCAUGGAGCGCGGCGAGCUGGCCAAGAAGAUCGGCACCACCCCCGACAUCAUCCUGGACGACCUCCUGGAAAUCGACCGAGUCACCGCCCACUUCUGAGGGACCCAAAAUCCCCCAAAUUCCCCCCAAAAUUAAAAAAGAACAAAAAAAAAUUCCCUAAAAAACCC